UUCGUGGACGUUAGUAGUCGCUGUUGGUACCACGAAACCAGGAAAGAGUGAGAGCUCUGUGAAUGGACGAGAGAGUGCAGACAAGAAAAGUCACGGGGGAAAAUGUCUCCGUUUUCCAAGUCGUUGACAAUGUUAGGCAGGAGGGUAGUUGCAGGCUGUGUAAGGCACCACUCCUCUUUAACAAGUGAACUGAUUGAAAACAUGGACAAGAAAGCAACCUGGGACCGCUUCUACACCGAGAGCAGCAGCAAGACAACCACCUUCAAAAACUUUGAGUGGUUCUUCAGCUUUGAUGUGGUCCGAGACUUUAUUAUGAGCCAUUUGCAGACCAAGUCCCAACCAGACACUCUUUUGCAAGUCCUUGAUAUAGGCUGUGGCACUUCUGCUUUAGGACCCUGUAUUUACAGACACUCCACUCUCCCAGUCCGGGUCACUUGUGCGGAUAUUUCCCCGAUUGCUGUGCGAUUAAUGCAGGAACACAUCCAAGCCACAGCCAUUCAGCCUCACAGUCUUUCUUCUCGGCUUGAGUUUGUAGAACUGGACUGCACGCAGCUCCACAAGCACUAUAAUCCUAGCAGUGUAGACCUUAUAAUUGACAAGGGCACCACUGACGCCUUGUUGAGGUCUAAGGAAGGGAAACAGAAGGCAGGUCUGAUGUUGAAGCAGUGUUUGAGGGUGUUGCGGAGCUCAGGAUCUCUGCUCCAGUUCUCUGAUGAAGACCCUGAUGCCAGGCUGUUGUGGCUGGAGACUGAGGCACAGGAACAGGGAGUGAUGGCAGCCGAUGUUGGGGUGCAUGAAGUUGGGGAGCUAAGGGGAGUCUGUUACUACUGCUAUCAAGUGACUCCCCGCCCUGUUGUAGAGAAAUAACUUUCUAUCUGUGGAUGGUUAUAGUAUCAAAUCUGUAAAUUUUUGAUGAUAAUCAUA
Molecule: messenger RNA, 924 nt
Organism: Scatophagus argus
Lineage: Eukaryota; Metazoa; Chordata; Actinopteri; Scatophagidae
Gene: cskmt
Product: citrate synthase lysine methyltransferase
Exons: 2
Coding region: 103-867 (254 amino acids)
Source: RefSeq, a predicted model, not a curated record